GAAGUGGACCUUCAGGGGAAGAUGCAUUUGCAAGGACCUCACCCUCAGACUGGGUGUCGACUGGGCAGGAAAGAUCGCAGCAAGACUCGCAGUUGUAUGUUGACACUGAAAUUGUGCGCUCCAUAUCUCUGCUGUCCACAUUACAGAGAUUCGGGUGGCUUUGGCGUCUUCGUCCCGAGCAGGUUAGUCAUGCUCAGCUGGAUGCUGUAUGGAAGAGGUCCGUUGAGGCAGAAGCCUUUGAUGUCUUCCUGUCGCGUACAUGGGCAACACCUGGGCAUCUGAAGUAUCUGUCCCUGCUGCUUAGCUCAUGUUGGCAUCUCGCCCUCUUGGCUUGGGCCGCGGCCGCGCUGCUUGUGAUGUCCCUUUACAUUUCGAGUCUCUUGCCUCUUCCCCUCAGAGCGUCGAGGAAUGAAAAUCUAAUUCCCCGCGGAGAGGCGAGCUGGGCUCCAUGGGGUUAUCUGUCGACCUUUGCGUGUGCGCUCGGGGGACUUCUAUGUGCACCUCACCUGCUUCCCCGAGUACGCAGGAACCCAGGGUGCUUCUAUGAUGUGGCCUGCGUCAACCAGGCAGACCCAGAACUGCAGGCACGCGGCAUCUACGGGAUUGGAGGGUUCCUUGCCAUCUCAAUGCAGCUGCGAAUUCUGUGGAGCCCGCCCUACCUGUCCCGCUUGUGGUGUGUCUUCGAAAUUGCCGCCUACCGUAAAGCCAACCCCAACGGGGAAUUGAAGCUGCAGCCAAUGUUUGUGGAGCGCAACAUCCUGCUGGCCUGGAUUUGCAUGUUCUUCUUUGUGGGCAUGCUCACACUUGUGAGGUUGCCAGGUCAUUGGCGAGCUGUUCUCGGUUUUUUGGCCUUCUAUCCCGCCAUUCACUUUAUUCGGAAGGGUUACCAGCAGCAAGAGCAGAUGUUCAAAAAUCUUGCAGAGUUUGACUUGAACUCUGCGUCCUGCGCCAACGAGUUCGACCGGCAGUUCAUUCUUUCAGCUGUCUGCCGAUGGUAUGGUAGCCUGGAGGGCUUCACUGACUAUGUCCGCGGGCCUCUGAAGGAGGAGCUGACAGAAACUGUGGUCCUGGCCCGGGUACCGCUUCAGUAUU
Molecule: messenger RNA, 1092 nt
Organism: Symbiodinium pilosum
Lineage: Eukaryota; Dinophyceae; Suessiales; Symbiodiniaceae
Source: the annotation of a GenBank genome assembly